Molecule: messenger RNA, 906 nt
Organism: Cornus florida
Lineage: Eukaryota; Viridiplantae; Streptophyta; Magnoliopsida; Cornales; Cornaceae
Exons: 1
Coding region: 1-906 (301 amino acids)
Molecular function (GO): RNA-DNA hybrid ribonuclease activity; nucleic acid binding
Source: RefSeq, a predicted model, not a curated record
AUGCUUACUCAACUCCAAAAGCGUGGUGGCUCCGAGGAGCCUUUUUGUAAGUUUUGUGGUUCGGAAGUUGAGUCGCUUGAUCACAUUCUUUGCACUUGCCCUUUUGCUUGUAAAGUUUGGAAGCUUAGUCUGUUGAGAUUGGAUUUUAGCAACUUGUCUCCAUCUUAUUGGCAAAAGCGUUGGUUUAGCCUUACUGAGAUUUGGAAAGAUGGUGCGGAUUCGUCCGCUUGCAUUAGCCUUGUGGCUUUUAUUUGUUGGUCUUUGUGGAAGAGCAGAAAUGAUCUUAUGUUUAAUAAUUUUCUCUGGGAGCCUUUUGAUGUUUCCAAAUGGGCCAAAUUGAAUUUUCAUGACUUCCGCGAGGUUAGAAAUCAGGAUGCUCUCAAGUCCAUUCCUCCUCCAUCUCUUCCUCCUCGCCCAUCCCGUUGGGUAGCACCCGGUUUUGGUAGUCUCAAGUUGAAUUUUGAUGCUUCAUUCUGCUCUAUUUCUAAAUGUUGUGGUGGUGGGGUUUUGCUUAGGAACCACUUGGGUCAUCCUAUACGGGUGGCGUCUUUUUUUCUGCAGAAUGUAUGUAGUCCUACUGUGGCUGAGGGUUUAGUGCUUCGGGAGUCUCUAACUCUUCUCAACAUGUGGGGUUAUUCUAAGGUUUUAGUGGUGGGUGAUUGCAAAUCGGUGAUGGCUCUCCACCCCUCCGAAGAAGCCCUCUCGGUUAUUCUCGACGAUAUCCCUUCCCUUCUGUUUUCUUGUGUGGGUGCCUUUCUUGUUUGGACCCCCCGUUCGGGUAAUGUUAUUGCUCAUCUUUUGAGUAAAAAGGCUUUGGCAGCCAAAUGUUGUAAUUUUGAGUGGAGCAUAUGGCCUUUGUGGUUGUUAAAUGCUUGUACUUCUGAUUAUAUUAUGCUUUCUGUUUAA